Messenger RNA from Cryptococcus wingfieldii CBS 7118, 1149 nucleotides. RefSeq names its product solute carrier family 39 (zinc transporter), member 1/2/3. Gene Ontology annotation, cellular component: plasma membrane. Gene Ontology annotation, biological process: zinc ion transmembrane transport. NCBI's taxonomy places the organism in Eukaryota, Fungi, Basidiomycota, Tremellomycetes, Tremellales, Cryptococcaceae. The coding region runs from base 1 to 1149 and encodes 382 amino acids. Gene Ontology annotation, molecular function: zinc ion transmembrane transporter activity. The record is from RefSeq and is a predicted model, not a curated record. The transcript is spliced from 5 exons.
AUGUCCGACACCGAAGACGCCUGUGCCAUCGACAACAGCGACACCCACCACCGCCUCCGCAUCGGCGCUAUCUUCAUCAUCCUCGUUACCUCCCUCAUCGGCACCCUCCUCCCCAUCGUCCUCCGUCGCAGCAGCCUCGUCCCCAGGCCCGUAUUUGACUUUGCAAAGUACUUUGGUUCGGGUGUCAUCAUAGCAACCGCCUUCAUACAUCUGCUAGCACCAGCAUGGGACGAACUCACCUCCGAGUGUCUGUCGGGCGCUUGGCAAGAUUAUGACUGGGCGCCGGCAAUCUGCAUGGCUGCAGUGUACUUCAUCUUUUUCGCCGAGGUUGCCGCGUAUCGACUAGGUAGUGCGCGUCUCGAGAGGCUCGGCGUCGAGUACAGCUCGCAUACUCAUGACGAGACUGACGCUCAUGCCCACGACCACGCCCACGACCCUCCUCUCGACGUCGACACUACCGUCCCUGCUCCUGCACACCACAUCCACCCUACCAACUCUCGCGUCACUUCUGGCGACCACGGCCACAGUCAUAGCUACAGUCAUAGCCACAGUCAUAGCCACAGCCAUAGCCAUGGGCCUUUGAGCGAGAAGGAAAAGGAUCUCGAGAGCGCCUCUUCCUCCGAGACGGACUCUGUCAACCAACUGCCUUCGCCUGCUGAAGCAGCUGCCCAGCUCAUCGCUGUCGCCGUCCUCGAAUUCGGUGUCGUCCUCCACUCCGUAAUCAUCGGCCUCACCCUCGCCGUCGACGAAGCAUUCAUCACCCUCUUUGUCGUCAUCAUCUUUCACCAAAUGUUUGAAGGCCUCGGUCUCGGCUCCCGUCUCGCCGUCCUCUCCCUCCCCGACAAGCUCUCCUGGGCCCGAUACGCCGCUGCCGUCUUUUACUCCAUCUGUACCCCCAUCGGCGUCGCCAUCGGCCUCGGCGUCCGCUCGACGUACAACGGCAACGGCGCGAAAGCCAACAUCAUCUCUGGUGUCCUCGACGCCACUUCCGCCGGCAUCUUGCUCUACACGGGUCUGGUGGAGCUGAUAGCGCACGAGGUGCUGUUGAACCCGAGGAUGAUGAAGAGCAGUACGGGCAAGUUGACGUACAUCUUUUGCUGUAUGCUCUUGGGCUCCGGGUUGAUGGCGCUUCUUGGGCGAUGGGCGUAG